Molecule: messenger RNA, 2928 nt
Organism: Drosophila kikkawai
Lineage: Eukaryota; Metazoa; Arthropoda; Insecta; Diptera; Drosophilidae
Gene: retm
Product: real-time
Cellular component (GO): cytoplasm
Source: RefSeq, a predicted model, not a curated record
UAUACGCGUAGCAGAACAAGAGAAAGGCUUUCCCUGCUUUUCUCGGCCAGCUGAUGUUUUAGACGCCAGACAAGUUGGGGCUGUGCACAAGGAAAACGCCUACGCUGGAAGCCGAUUGACACCACACACAUUACAUUAAAAAAAAAACAAGCCUUUGUGUUGUCACUAUCAAAUAUAAAACCAGCCCAAUAUAUUCUGCUCAAAUCGAACCUCCCGGCCCCUCGGCCGGAUCGGAAAAGUGCAUACAAAGUGAACAUUGAUUUUUAGCCAGUGCCGUGUUCCUCGAGUACCACCAAGAACAACAGCGGAAAAAGCAACAAGAUGGUGCAAAAGUUCCAGUCUCCCGUGAGGGUCUACAAGUAUCCCUUCGAGCUGGUUAUGAAGGCAUACGAGCGUCGCUUUCCCACAUGUCCUCAGAUGCCCAUCGUUUUGGACUGCGAGAUAAUCAAGGACGAGUCACUGGAGAAUGGGGCUAAACGGAAUACCAGCAGGCGCUGCAAGUUGGCGGUGGAAGCGCCUUACAUCUUUAAGAAGCUGAUCGGUGUGGAUUUCGUGUUUUUCCUGCAGCACAAUUACCUUGAUAUGGGAAACCGCACGCUGAGCAUCGAGGCGGUAAACGAAAGCUUCUCCUCGCGCAUCGAGAUCUUCGAGAGGUGUCGCUACUACUCGCAUCCCGACAACUCGGAAUGGACGUGCUUCGAUCAGACGGCAACGUUGGACAUUAAGAACUUCUUUGGCUUUGAGCAUUCCAUGGAGAAGAUGGGAAUGAAGCAGUACACCCAGACAACGCUCAAGGGUAAGGAGAUAAUUGAGUACUUCAUUGGCCAGCUGCGCGAGGAGGGUAUCACACAUGUGGACCGCUGGACGCCACCGGCCGACGCUCCCAAGUCACCGGUCUUGGACCCAGCACCAGAUCAGCAUCACGACAUUAUGCUUGACGGUGACUUCAUCGCUCGCAGUCUGGGCCAACUCACGCCCAUGCAGGAGUCCAAGCUGCUCGAGCUGCGAAAAAUGCUAGAUGGUGUCGAUGAUCUGGAGCGAUUGCCCAGUUAUCAGACCAUCUUGCGUUUCUUGGCAGCCAGGGACUGGCAUGUAAGUCAGGCCUUCGCCAUGCUCUGCGAUUCGCUUCGCUGGCGUCGGGAGCACCGCAUCGACGCCCUGCUGGAGGAGUACACCGCUCCAGCUGUGGUGGUGGAGCACUUUCCGGGCGGCUGGCAUCACCACGACAAGGACGGACGGCCCGUUUACAUUCUUCGAUUGGGCCAUAUGGAUGUCAAGGGCCUGCUGAAGUCGCUGGGAAUGGAAGGACUGCUGCGUUUGGCUUUGCACAUUUGCGAGGAAGGCAUACAGAAGAUCAACGAGUCCGCGGAACGCCUGGAGAAACCUGUGCUCAACUGGUCCCUGCUCGUUGACUUGGAGGGGCUGUCCAUGCGUCACUUGUGGCGACCCGGAAUCAAGGCUCUUCUAUACAUCAUCGAGACAGUGGAGCGCAAUUACCCAGAGACAAUGGGCCGUGUUCUGGUAGUGCGGGCGCCAAGGGUGUUCCCCAUAGCCUGGACCAUUGUUAGUGCUUUCAUUGACGAGCACACCCGCUCAAAGUUUCUAUUCUACGGCCCCGACUGCGUGCACAUGAGGGAUGGCCUGGCGCAGUAUCUGGAUGAGGAAGUAGUGCCAGAUUUCUUGGGUGGACCAUGCAAGACCAUGAUACAUGAGGGCGGACUAGUGCCCAAAACGCUCUACAAGAUGAACUCGCUGGAGGAGGAUCACGAUGACGACGUGGCCGCCGUUGAGUUGCCAGCCACUGCCAGUGCCGCCGAGUCAAUCGCCCCGGCCAAGCGCCUGUCCACAAUUAUCCAGCACGACCAUCAGAACCUGUACAAGAGCGUGGAGCUGAAGGCGGGCUUUAGUCACGAGCUUCUUAUCCGAAACGAAGACCCAAAGAGCGUCUUGACAUGGGACUUUGAUGUGAUGCGCAACGACUUGCACUUCACGCUCUACCGGGUCACCCAGGAGCUGCCGGAGAAGAAUGAUGCCGCGGUGUCGUACUUCGACCUGCAGGAUUUCGUUGAGGGCGUCAACUAUUUUCGGGAGGAGCCCACUCUCAUUUGCCGACACAAGGAGAGCGUCCAGGGCUCGCAUGUGAUGCACCACAACGACAGCUAUUUAAUGCACUGGUUCAGUCCCUCGGGAGCUCAGUUGAAUGUCUUUUACGAGGUGCUCAGCUCUGUCAACUACAAGGGCUCAAUGACAAGCCUGCAAUCGGCCUUCUCCUCGAACUCGUCGGCGGCCAGCUCUGUCCAAAGUCGAUGAUAUGAGACGAAGGAAGAGGGUGCGGUAAGAGGCGGAGCCGAUGGGAUGUCUUCUCCAUUGGAGGAGCCACUGGAAGCGAAUAUGCUAACUGGCACGCUGAUAGAGAAAAGCGUCAAUCUAUCCGACACUCUCGAUAUAUUUUUUUAGGAGGAAAAGUGGCAAUCUCAUUCUAGUUUCUUUCUUUAGUUAAUUUAGCAAACUGCUUUUUGAUUUAUAAAUUUUUCUUCAGCCUGUUUAAUAUAUAUUUUUUAAUAUUUAUAAUUCUUUUUUUGUACAUUUUGGCUUUUUUUUGUAGAUGAACAGUUCGGAAAUGAAUAUUUUAUUUAAAAAAAGAAUUGUCGAAUGUCUUAGGAAUUUUAAAUCAUUACUAAACAUGUUUAGAAUAUUAAAUGCAAAAGGAAAACACAUAUUUCAGAGGAAUGAAAUUACUAUGCAACGCAGCAUUCCGACUUUAUCACAUUAUUAGAUUUUAUUUUCGAAUCAGCCAUCUUACAUCAAUAAUGUUUUAUUUGCUAAUUGUGCUACUAUAAUAAUACUAGCUAGUAAGAAAAUGCGUACCUCUUUGAAAACGUGUUUUUUAAAAAAUGCACAACUUAUAUUUCUGACAUUCAGAUUAAA